Maylandia zebra (zebra mbuna) is the source of this 10783-nucleotide messenger RNA. RefSeq names its product assembly factor for spindle microtubules (gene aspm). Gene Ontology annotation, molecular function: calmodulin binding. The record is from RefSeq and is a predicted model, not a curated record. Gene Ontology annotation, biological process: establishment of meiotic spindle localization; spindle organization; mitotic cell cycle. Gene Ontology annotation, cellular component: spindle pole. NCBI's taxonomy places the organism in Eukaryota, Metazoa, Chordata, Actinopteri, Cichliformes, Cichlidae.
GGAAGCGAGAGUGAACGUUUGCUAGCUAACAAGUGUUGGGUCUAAACGGCCAUUUGGAAACAGUUAACAUGUAAUUAAUGUUAACUAAGCUGUUUUUUUCUAAUUCAUUUUAUAAGCUACAAGAUUGACUUUAUUAAUUACAAAUGGCACAAGGCGUACAUUCGGGACAGAGAGGAUUUUUGGACUUCAGUCCAACAAGGAGAGACUACACAGACAAAGAGAACGAUGUUCCUGUCCUGAGUUUGAUCCAGUUUUCAAAGGCUCCUUUCGUAACCUUUGGGUCGGUUAAGCUGGGUACCUCCAAGUCGGCUGUUCUGAGGAUUGAGAACCCUACAGAGUAUGCUGCAGCGGAGGUUUCUGUUGAUAAGAUCCCCUCAAGUAAAGGCUUUUCAGUGGACUGCAGCACGUUCAAAAUCCAGCCUGGGGGCUCAUUCACUCUGGUGGUGACCUGGACGCCAACCGAAGAAGGUGGGAUCAGAGAGCUAAUCGUCUUAAAUGCCAGUGGUGUCCUCAAACACCAGGCUGUCCUGCUGGGGAGAGCAGAGGCACCAAAAAGGAAAAAGAAGACCUUAUGGGACACAAUCAAAAGCAAGAGAGAGGGUGAAAAAAUGACAACACUCAGAAGGAAGGUCGUGCACCCCCCUCUCAAGAUGGCUGCCAAUAAAACCUUCCAAGUGUCUCGAAAUCCACAGUACAAACGAGACAAGCCACGCAGCCCGCUCGCUUCACUUAACGAGGGCAAAGGUGCCAUAGAGAGGUCCCUAAUCAAGCACAGCCCCGCUGGGGAUCGCUGCCUGAAAUCAGACAAGCAGAAAGCCUUAAAUCUGAGCCAGGAGCAACAGUCUCUGGUCUUGCCAGAAAAGGAGAACGUCCAACAACUUAAUAGGAACUCUCCGCUGGUUUUGCUUGUCCCGGCUGCACAGGUGGUAGACUCUGGUAGCAUGUCCGCGAGCCCAGAUGUCCUUGCAGGAAAACCUGAAAACAAAGAUCUUACCAAAAUCCUCAACAGGACGCUGUCGCCAAUUGGGACGCCAGAGAGGUUUAAGAAGCUCAUGCCUUGGAUUGAGUCAGAAAUCCCACUCCCUGCUACUGCAAAGUCUGCAGCUGCUGCUGCUGACAGUGAGUUACCUAGAAGCCCCCUCCCGUCUUUGAAAGAGGCCCUGUUUCUCAUCGACUCUGAUCUGAUCGAUGUUAACACCAGCCCUCCAGAUAAUAAUUCGAGCUGUAACUUUUCAGAUUCGCUCGAAUCUAACAGUGAAAAACACGGCUGUCGACCUGACACAGAUGUCCUCAAAGCGUCAUCUGGUAGCCCUGAGCUGUCAGAGUCCAGCGAGCCCAGACUUACUUUCUUUGUCAGCAAAAAAGCAGAGAAAGUGAGAGAGCUGUGUGUUUCGGAGGCUGAUAAACUUCCUGAAGGGACAAAAAAAGGUUCUUUCACCUCUGCCACAGUGACAAAGGGUAAGGCACCGGUGGAGGCAAAUGGUUCAAGUGGAAGGAAAAUAAAGAAGUCACGACGAAGGCUCCUGCAGAAUACGCUGGAGCUGUCUGAUGGCAGCUGUCCGUGUGAGUCAGGUCCAGAAAGUCCUAGCCUUCCUGUCAUCGACUCGGACAAAGGAAUCAGCCCGUGUGAUGACAAACCUCAGGUCCCAGAGUUUAUCUUCUCCAGCACCAGCCCGAGGCUCGCUGCCUCACCUGCACCCAUCACCUUCCCUGUCUCCUCCCCUCCACCUGUGGCUCCUUCUCGCUUUUCUUUCUCAGUAACGUCCCCACCUCAUUCAGUCCUUGCUCCUGUUGCUUUUACCGUCGCCUCUCCAACACCUGUGAGCUCAUCUUCUCCUCAUCAUCAUGACCUUUUGUCAAAAUCUAAAGUGUACGAGCAGCCCCUAGCAGUUUUUACACCUCCUCAUGUUCAGGAAGACUUGUUUCCCGUUAACGUAGUAGCGAAGAGCAAGAAGAGGAAGAGUGAGGAAUUUCUGAAAACUGAUGGGAAGAGUGAAGAUGACAGGAAAACCAAGCAGGUAAAAAGGAGCAAGGUAGUUCCUGGGAAAACCGAGCCCUCCCGAUCAGUCCAGGAGAGGAGAGGUGCAUCACAAAGGCAGAGAACAUCAGGCUCAGUUCGCUCAGUGACCGCAUCAUCUCUAAGGACUAUGAAGUCUGCAGUUCCCGCCCAGGCUAAGCUACCACACUCCAAAGCAGUCUCACAAGGUGCUCCAUCUCGAAAGGCACCUGGUGCUCCCUCUAUGAAGACAGCAAAAGUAAUCGCUGUGGCACAGUCGAAGCUGAGCUUUAUUAAGCCUGCACAAACAGCUCUACCCAGACACCCGAUGCCGUUUGCUGCCAAGAACAUGUUUUACGACGAGAGGUGGAUAGAGAAGCAGGAGAGGGGUUUCACAUGGUGGAUCAACUACGUCCUCACCCCAGAUGACUUUAAGGUCAACACCGAAGUCGCCAAAGUAAAUGCUGUGUCCCUUGCUAUGGGCGGUGACGACAAGUAUAGUGUGCCCAAAGCUCCCACCAAAGAGGAGAUGUCCUUCAGCACUUACACAGCCAGACGCAAGCUAAAUCGCCUCCGUCGCUCCGCCUGCCAGCUGUUCACAUCUGACGCCAUGGUCAAGGCCAUUCAGAGGCUCGAACUGGAGGUGGAGGCCCGGCGACUGCUUGUCAGGAAGGACCGCCACCUUUGGAAGGACAUAGGUGAACGUAAAAAAGUCCUCAACUGGCUCCUCUCGUACAACCCUCUGUGGUUACGGAUCGGACUUGAGACGAUCUACGGAGAGCUGAUCUCACUGGAAAGCAACAGCGACACCUUGGGCCUGGCUGUGUUCAUCCUCCAGCGACUGCUGUGGAACCCGGACAUUGCUGCAGAGUUCAGACACCCCCGAGUGCCCCACCUUUACAAAGAUGGCCACGAGGAGGCGCUGUCCCGCUUCACUUUGAAGAAGCUGCUGCUGCUCGUGUGUUUCCUGGACAAAGCCAAAGAGUCCCGGCUCAUUGAACACGACCCCUGUCUGUUCUGUGUUGAUGCUGAGUUCAAGGCAAGUAAAGACCUGCUGCUGGCCUUCUCAAGGGACUUCCUGAGCGGAGAGGGGAUCCUCCCGCGGCACCUCAGCUACCUCGGGUUACCCGUCUCCCACGUUCAGACGCCCCUGGACGAGUUCGACUUCGCUGUGAAGAAUUUGGCAGUUGACUUAAAAUGUGGCGUUCGUCUAGUGAGAGUGAUGGAGCUCCUUGUCCAGGACUGGACUUUAUCUGUGAAGCUCCGCCUCCCGGCCAUCAGCCGCCUGCAGAAGGUCCACAACGUCGAUGUCGCUCUACAAGUUCUCAAAAGCAAAGGGAUCGACCUGAAGGACGAACGUGGCUCAACCAUUGAUUCAAGAGACAUUGUGGAUGGACACAGAGAAAAGACGCUGAGCCUGCUGUGGAAAAUCAUCUUUGCAUUUCAUGUGGAGGUGAUUCUGAAUGAGGAUCAGCUCAAGCAGGAGAUUGGCUUUCUGAAGAAAACCCUGAGGACUAAACGGAGGCUAGCAUCUCUGAAGGCCGAUCGGGGUCUUCGGCAGACGCCUGCAAAAACCAGAGUCCCGUACGAACAUGGCAGCACCAAAGUUACCCUGCUUAUGGACUGGGUCCGUUCCGUUUGUGACUUUUACAACCUGCAGGUGGAGAACUUCACCGUGACGUUCUCGGAUGGCCGCGUCCUGUGCUACCUUAUCCACCACUACCACCCGGGUCUCCUGCCAGAAGCGUCUGUCAGUCACCGCACCACUCAGACUGUCGAGUGCUCACCAAGAGGCCGACUGGAGCUCAGCUGCUCAGCCAGCGACUCCGACAGCUCCUUUGAGUCCCUGCCCACAGGCCCAAACGGACCUGAUUCUCCAUCGCUGGAGUUUAAAGAGCUACUGAAGAACGAGAAAAGCAACUUCAAACUGGUCAACAGUGCGGUGUCUUUUCUGGGCGGUGUGCCCGCUAUGAUCAACCCGGCCGACAUGUCCAACACUAUCCCCAAUGAGAAGGUGGUGAUGUCGUACUUGUCCUUCCUGUGCGCUCGCCUGUUGGACCUACGGGACGAAACCAGAGCUGCGCGGGUCAUACAGGGAGCCUGGAGGAAAUACAAGCUCAAGAAAGAUUUAGAACUCUACAAGGAAAGAAACAUGGCUGCCAUGAAAAUCCAAGUAUUUGUGAGGAAUUUUCUUCAGAGGCGCAGAGCUAAGAGGCAGAACCAGGCUGCUGUUGUCAUCCAGACCUCAUGGAGAGGUUAUGCAGCCCGCAAAAAGCUGCGACUUAGAAAACAGGCUCAACUUCGGGCUAUGCAGCAUGAAGCAGCAACCGUCAUCCAGGCUCAGUGGAGGAUGUUUUCAACUAUGAGGGCUUACCAGUGCCUCAGAUAUCAUACCAUUGUUGUCCAAGCACAAUGGCGAAUGAGGAGGGCGGCCUCCGCUUAUGGGAAAAUCUACUGGGCGACGACAGUCAUUCAGAAGUACUCACGAGCAUGGGCCAUCUCAAAAAGAGACAGAGCACAUUAUCUCUUACUAAGGAGCGCUGUGGUAAAAAUACAAAGAGGCUAUAGAAGAUGGAAAGCUCAGAAAAUACAAAAGGAAAACUGUGCGGUCAGAGUGAUACAAGCUGCUUUUAAGAAAUGGUACGGAAGAAAAAUGUCCCAAAGAACUGCCGCUGCUGUGAGAAUCCAGUCCUGGUACAGGAUGCAAAAGUGUCUCAAUCAGUACAGAAAGAUCAAGGGAAGUGCUUUCCUCAUUCAGGCUCAGUACAGAGGCCUUGCACAGAGGCGCCUUUUUCUCACAUUAAAACUGCAGCACCACUCAGCUGUUGUCAUCCAGAGUGCCUUCAGAGGGCACGCUGUCAGAAAAGAAGUGUCGGAAAUGAGGUGUGCUGCAGUCGUAAUCCAGCGCUGGUGCAGAGCUUCCAUGACAAGAGACGCGGAGAGGAAAAAGUUUGUCAGGAUGAAACGCGCGGCCGUUACCAUACAGGCAGCGUAUCGUGGGAAAGUGGCUCGAGACUCUCUGAAAAAACAGGACAGGGCAGCAGCUGUGAUCCAGGCAGCUUUUAGGAAGCACGCUGCCCGUAGGCGCUACCUGAUCUUGAAAAGAGCUGCAGUUCUAAUACAGCAAAAGUACAGAGCAACACUUUUGAGUCGCAAGACAAAUAAUGAAUAUAACUCUCUGAGGGCCGCUGUGCUCACUGUGCAAGCUAACUGGAGAGGCAGAGUGGACAGGAAGAGGAUAGAAAAGUGGCAUCAGUGUGCAUCUUUUAUACAGGCUUGUUAUCGUCGGCACAAAGUGCAAGCAGAGUACAGAGCCAAGAGGGCAGCAGCUGUGGUUCUACAGAGCCAUUACAGAGCUUAUUUGGCUGGAAGGAAGAUGAGGAGAGGAUACCUAGAAAAGAAAGCGGCAUCCAUUACUCUCCAAGCUGCAUUCAGAGGGAUGAGAGUUAGGGCAGAGUUGAAGAAAAAGCACCAGGCAGCGACUGUCAUUCAGGCUUUAGCCAGGAUGUUUUUAUGUAGGAAACGUUAUCUUCUGCUUCACAGUGCAGCGAUUGUCAUCCAGAGCCGAUACAGAGCUCUUUUGCUGUGCAGGGUGCAGCUAAAUGAAUUCAGAAAACUUAAGCAGGCGACUGUUAAGAUACAAGCUGUGUUUCGGGGAUUUAGAGAAAGGCGGGACUUGAAGAGGCAACAUAAAGCAUCCAGAGCAAUCCAAGCUCACUUCAGGAUGCACAGAAUGCGUGUGGCUUACCUUGCCCUUAAGUGUGCCUCCAUCAUUAUUCAGGAAAGGUACAGGGCCAAACGGCUCAUGGAUCAACAGAUGCAGAGUUACAGAACAAUGAAACAUGCAGUCAUAGUAAUCCAAGCAGCAUACCGUGGCCACAAGGCCAGGAGAAAGAUUGCAAACAUGCACCAAGCUGCUUCAGUCAUUCAGAGAAAGUUUCUGGCCAUCCGGGAUAGAAAAAACUUCCUGGCUGUCAGAGUGGCAGUUUUGGCCUGUCAGCAGAGGUACAGAGCAGUAACCCUGGCAAGAAAAGCACGGCUGGACUAUCUCUCAAAGAGAAGGGCAGUAGUUUGUCUACAAGCAGCUUACAGAGGAUAUGUAGUUCGAAAGCGGCUGUGUAUUGAGCACAUGGCAGCUGUAACAAUUCAGUCUCAGUAUAGAAUGUACCAGCAGAAAAACAACUACAAGAGACUCUGCUGGGCAGCCACUGUAUUGCAAACACGCUACAGAGCUAACAAAAAGAUGAGAGCAGAGGUGCAUGCCCUGAGUGUUAAGAAAAAUGCAGCUGUUGUCUUACAAGCUGCCUUCCAUGGAAUGAAAUCCAGACAGAUGAUCAAACUACAGCAUCAAGCUGCCAGUGUUAUCCAGAGAGCUUACAGAGCUCACUGCGAACACAGAGAGUAUCUCACUCUGAAAUCCUCUGUCCUGACUCUUCAGACAAGAUAUCGAGCCUCUGUAGCAGCAAAGAAACAGUUGCAAACAUAUCAGAAACUGCACAGAGCUGCUGUUGUUCUUCAGGCAGCGUACAGAGGGCAGCAGGUCAGACAGGAAGUUGCUCGUUGGCAUCAAGCUGCUACUGUGAUCCAGUCUGCCUUCAGAAAACACAGAGAAGUCGUCAAAUUCCAGGCCAUGCGUCUAUCUGCCAUCAUCAUCCAGAGACGUCAUCGGGCUCGUGUUCUUCAGAGGCAAGAAAGGGAAAACUUCCUAAGAAUGAGACAUUCUGCUGUGGUCCUACAAGCAGCUUUCAGAGGUCAUCGUGUCAGGUCUGACAUUGCCAAGAUGCACAGAGCAGCUACUGUCAUUCAAGCAAACUUCAGGAGAUAUAAACUUCAAUCAGAGUUCAGGCGACAACGCUGGGCAACCUGUGUCUUACAGCAGAGGUUCAGAGCUCAAAGAACCAGAAACCUUGUGGUGAAACAUUAUCAAGAGGUUAGAAAAGCUGCCAUCAUUCUACAGGCUGCAUAUCGUGGAAUGAAAUCCAGACAGAUGAUCAAACAAAAGCAUCAAGCUGCCAGUGUUAUCCAGAGAGCUUACAGAGCUCACUGCGAACACAGGGAGUAUCUCACUCUGAAAUCCUCUGUCCUGACUCUUCAGAGAAGAUAUCGAGCCUCUGUAGCAGCAAAGAAACAGUUGCAAACAUAUCAGAAACUGCGCAGAGCUGCUGUUGUUCUUCAGGCAGCGUACAGAGGGCAGCAGGUCAGACAGGAAGUUGCUCGUUGGCAUCAAGCUGCUACUGUGAUCCAGUCUGCCUUCAGAAAACACAGAGAAGUCGUCAAAUUCCAGGCCAUGCGUCUAUCUGCCAUCAUCAUCCAGAGACGUUAUCGGGCUCGUGUUCUUCAGAGGCAAGAAAGGGAAAACUUCCUAAGAAUGAGACAUUCUGCUGUGGUCCUACAAGCAGCUUUCAGAGGUCAUCGUGUCAGGUCUGACAUUGCCAAGAUGCACAGAGCAGCUACUGUCAUUCAAGCAAACUUCAGGAGAUAUAAACUUCAAUCAGAGUUCAGGCGACAACGCUGGGCAACCUGUGUCUUACAGCAGAGGUUCAGAGCUCAAAGAACCAGAAACCUUGUGGUGAAACAUUAUCAAGAGGUUAGAAAAGCUGCCAUCAUUCUACAGGCUGCAUAUCGUGGAAUGAAAUCCAGACAGAUGAUCAAACUACAGCAUCAAGCUGCCAGUGUUAUCCAGAGAGCUUACAGAGCUCACUGCGAACACAGAGAGUAUCUCACUCUGAAAUCCUCUGUCCUGACUCUUCAGACAAGAUAUCGAGCCUCUGUAGCAGCAAAGAAACAGUUGCAAACAUAUCAAAAACUGCGCAGAGCUGCUGUUGUUCUUCAGGCAGCGUACAGAGGGCAGCAGGUCAGACAGGAAGUUGCUCGUUGGCAUCAAGCUGCUACUGUGAUCCAGUCUGCCUUCAGAAAACACAGAGAAGUCGUCAAAUUCCAGGCCAUGCGUCUAUCUGCCAUCAUCAUCCAGAGACGUCAUCGGGCUCGUGUUCUUCAGAGGCAAGAAAGGGAAAACUUCCUAAGAAUGAGACAUUCUGCUGUGGUCCUACAAGCAGCUUUCAGAGGUCAUCGUGUCAGGUCUGACAUUGCCAAGAUGCACAGAGCAGCUACUGUCAUUCAAGCAAACUUCAGGAGAUAUAAACUUCAAUCAGAGUUCAGGCGACAACGCUGGGCAACCUGUGUCUUACAGCAGAGGUUCAGAGCUCAAAGAACCAGAAACCUUGUGGUGAAACAUUAUCAAGAGGUUAGAAAAGCUGCCAUCAUUCUACAGGCUGCAUAUCGUGGAAUGAAAUCCAGACAGAUGAUCAAACUACAGCAUCAAGCUGCCAGUGUUAUCCAGAGAGCUUACAGAGCUCACUGCGAACACAGAGAGUAUCUCACUCUGAAAUCCUCUGUCCUGACUCUUCAGACAAGAUAUCGAGCCUCUGUAGCAGCAAAGAAACAGUUGCAAACAUAUCAAAAACUGCGCAGAGCUGCUGUUGUUCUUCAGGCAGCGUACAGAGGGCAGCAGGUCAGACAGGAAGUUGCUCGUUGGCAUCAAGCUGCUACUGUGAUCCAGUCUGCCUUCAGAAAACACAGAGAAGUCGUCAAAUUCCAGGCCAUGCGUCUAUCUGCCAUCAUCAUCCAGAGACGUCAUCGGGCUCGUGUUCUUCAGAGGCAAGAAAGGGAAAACUUCCUAAGAAUGAGACAUUCUGCUGUGGUCCUACAAGCAGCUUUCAGAGGUCAUCGUGUCAGGUCUGACAUUGCCAAGAUGCACAGAGCAGCUACUGUCAUUCAAGCAAACUUCAGGAGAUAUAAACUUCAAUCAGAGUUCAGGCGACAACGCUGGGCAACCUGUGUCUUACAGCAGAGGUUCAGAGCUCAAAGAACCAGAAACCUUGUGGUGAAACAUUAUCAAGAGGUUAGAAAAGCUGCCAUCAUUCUACAGGCUGCAUAUCGUGGAAUGAAAUCCAGACAGAUGAUCAAACAAAAGCAUCAAGCUGCCAGUGUUAUCCAGAGAGCUUACAGAGCUCACUGCGAACACAGAGAGUAUCUCACUCUGAAAUCCUCUGUCCUGACUCUUCAGAGAAAAUAUCGAGCCUCUGUAGCAGCAAAGAAACAGUUGCAAACAUAUCAGAAACUGCGCAGAGCUGCUGUUGUUCUUCAGGCAGCGUACAGAGGGCAGCAGGUCAGACAGGAAGUUGCUCGUUGGCAUCAAGCUGCUACUGUGAUCCAGUCUGCCUUCAGAAAACACAGAGAAGUCGUCAAAUUCCAGGCCAUGCGUCUAUCUGCCAUCAUCAUCCAGAGACGUCAUCGGGCUCGUGUUCUUCAGAGGCAAGAAAGAGCAAAGUUUUUGAAGUUUAAACAAUCCGCCAUAGUUCUCCAGGCAGCACUGAGAGGCUGGCGCGUCAGGAGGGAUGUUAGCCUACAAAAUCAUGCUGCUGUUGUAAUCCAGUCAUACUGGAAAUGUUUGGUGGAACGACGUAUCUUCCAAAGAAAGAAAGAUGCAGCUGUGAAACUUCAGCAGAGGAUUCGAGCAGUGCAGCUCGGCAGGCAGGAGAGAAGCAAAUACAUCCAAGUGAGGCAAGCUGCCAUCACACUUCAGAAACACUGGCAAGCCUGGAUUGCAAGACAGCAGGUACUAAAGGCCGCUCGUGCAGAGAGGAGGCUACGUUUUACGUCGGCCAUAUUUCACCAUCUCAGUGCCAUAAAGAUCCAACGAGCACUCAGAGCUCACUGGGCUUUGGAGUCCGCUAAAAGACAGAUCCAUUCUGUUAUCACCAUACAGCGACUGGUGAGAGCGAGGCAACAGAGAAGACGCUAUCUGGAGUACAAGCUGAAGGUGGCUACAGCUCAGAGAGCAGUCAGGCACUGGCUAGCUCGUCGCCACAAGGCUGCGACUGUCAUCCAGCAGGCUGUCUGGAAAUUCCUCCUCCUCAGGCGUCAGAAGAGGGUUCAGCAGGGUAUUCUCAAGGCCCAGGCUCUGUGGAGAGGACACUGCUCCCGCAGAUUGAAUGACAAUCCCAAGAUUGUAAAGCUGAGGCACCGCUUACGUGUGGUCACUGCCAGUGUCCGAGAGGAAGACAAACUGUGCAAUAAAACUUCAUGUGCACUGGAUUACCUUCUUCGUUAUAAACACUUCUCGUACAUUCUGGAGGCCUUGAAAAAUCUUGAAACCGCCACCAGGCUGUCCCCAGAGUGCUGCGAGCGGCUUGUGGAGAGCGGAGCCACUAACGUCAUCUUCACACUAAUCCGUUGCUGUAACAGGAGCGUCCCCUGCAUGGACGUCAUCACCUUCUCCAUUCAGAUACUUCUCAACCUUUCCAAGUACCACAAGACCAUUGAGGCGGUGUAUUCAGUGGAAAACUCUGUGGAGACGCUGCUGGACCUGCUGCAGAGAUACCGGGAGAAGGCAGGGGAUAAAGUGGCAGAAAAGGGUGGAAGCAUCUUCACUAAGGCCUGUUUCCUUCUUGCGCUCCUGCUGCAGGACAAGCAACGCACUGAGGAGGUCAAAAAGCUACCCAAGGUCUUGGAUAGGAUCCACAGUAUUUACCGCCUCACUGCUCGCAAACACAAGAUGGACACAGAAAGAACAAUCAUCAAGCAGAAGAUGAGCGCGUCGAUCAACGGGAGCUUCUUCGUUCCAGUGACGCCUCGUAAAUCCCGCGCUGCACCAAAGUUUGCACCAGAUUGGGUUCUCAGGCGAGAUAAGCUCAAAGACAUUGUAGACCCCCUCAGGGCCAUUCAGAUGGUGGCGAACACACUGUCCAUUGUGCUGUAAAUAAACAUGCUCAUAUAUAUAUAUAU